CAGCGUGCUGCAUGACUGUCUUAGGCUGCAUCUGCACAGACUGGGGUCUUGCUCACCAUUUCACUCCCAACACCUUUCUUCCAGCACUGGCAGCAGCCUGAUGCCUCAGAAGAAGAACCCUGAUAGCCUGGAACUGAUCCGCAGCAAAGCUGGUCGUGUGUUUGGACGGUUAGCUGCUGUUCUCAUGGUUCUGAAAGGACUUCCAAGCACCUACAACAAGGAUCUGCAGGAGGACAAGGAAGCUGUCUUUGAUGUUGUGGACACCCUGACUGCUGUGCUCCAGGUUGCCACCGGAGUGAUUUCUACCCUCCAGAUCAACAAGGAGAACAUGGAGAAGGCUCUGACCCCUGAGUUGCUGGCUACUGAUCUGGCUCUCUACUUGGUUCGUAAAGGAAUGCCAAUCAGACAAGCCCAAACUGCUUCUGGGAAGGCCGUCCACCUUGCUGAGACUAAAGGCAUCACCAUCAAUAAUCUCACCCUGGAGGACCUGAAGAGCAUCAGCCCCCUGUUUGCCAGCGAUGUCUCCCAGGUCUUCAACAUUGUCAGCAGCGUGGAGCAGUACACUGCUGCAGGUGGUACCGCCAAGAGCAGCGUGACUGCCCAGAUCGAGCAGCUGAGGGAGCUGCUGAAGAAGCAGAAGGAGCAAGCUUAGAGUGUGGGG
Messenger RNA from Numida meleagris (helmeted guineafowl), 661 nucleotides. RefSeq names its product delta-1 crystallin-like. The record is from RefSeq and is a predicted model, not a curated record. Gene Ontology annotation, molecular function: argininosuccinate lyase activity. Bases 101 to 652 code for a protein of 183 amino acids. Lineage: Eukaryota; Metazoa; Chordata; Aves; Galliformes; Numididae. The transcript has 6 exons. Gene Ontology annotation, cellular component: cytosol.